Molecule: messenger RNA, 4801 nt
Organism: Polyodon spathula (Mississippi paddlefish)
Lineage: Eukaryota; Metazoa; Chordata; Actinopteri; Acipenseriformes; Polyodontidae
Product: CD109 antigen-like
Exons: 34
Coding region: 118-4425 (1435 amino acids)
Cellular component (GO): extracellular region
Molecular function (GO): endopeptidase inhibitor activity
Source: RefSeq, a predicted model, not a curated record
ACUUUGUGCAUUUUAAACAGUGAGGUAAUUGCUUUCUUUGGCAUGCCAAUAAAGCACCUUUGAAUUGUAUUGCAUUGCAUUGGGUUAUCAGAAGUCAUUUCAGACAGGUAUCUGAGAAUGAGUUGGUUUCGAGCGCUGGCUGUUUUCUGCAUUCUGUUGAUCAGUACUGCACCACACUAUUCUUCUGCAAGGACAUAUUUGGUCACAACGCCAAAAGUCAUCAGUCCUGGAGUCAGACAUUCUGUAGCUGUCUCGCUUCUGAAGGACAGUCCAUCUCAGGUCAGAGUGACGGCAGAAAUUUUUUAUGGAAAAAUCCUUGUGGUUUCUGGUGAAGACACUUUGCAGCAAGGCUCCACUGGAUUGCUUGUACUUCCACCAAUUCCUAAGAAGUCCACUGCUGGUGAAUCCCAGUAUACUCUGGUAGUGAAUGGCUAUGAUGGUGCGAAGCAGGUGUUCUCUAACAGCACAUUACUGUCAUUUUAUUCGAAAGGAUUCUCUACCUUUAUCCAGACAGACAAGUCUCAAUACCAACCCAGGCAAGGUGUGAAGAUCCGAGUUAUAUCACUUUACUCUGACCUGAAACCCUACAACGCCCAAGUCAACAUUGUCAUAAAGGACCCUCAGGGUAAUUCUAUAGAGCAGUGGCUAUCGAUAGACAGUCAUCUGGGUGUUGUAUCAAAAGAGUUUCUGUUAUCUGACAACCCUCCUCUUGGAAGCUGGACCAUUGAAGCUACAGUAGACGGAGUGAUAAGUAGCAGUCUAUUCAUCAUAGCUCAAUAUGUGCUGCCUAAAUUUGAAGUAGAGAUGAGGACCCAGUCUGUUUACUAUGUUCCAGACAGGAAGGCUAUAACUGGCACUGUCACAGCAAAAUACGCCUAUGGGAAGCCUGUAAAUGGAACUCUGACGUUAUCAUUAAACACCUACGUUUCAAAAAUGGAUAUUAAAAUGAUUAAAACAAUGCCAAUAAACGGGUCAGCUGAUUUUACGUUCUCUUACAAAGAGUUUGAAAACUAUGCUGCAUAUUUCCAUCCAGUUUUCUCAGUUGCAGCAGCUGUGACGGAGUCCCUAACAGGAUUAACAUGUAAAACAACAUUCAAGACGUUUAUAGUCUUCUCUAAAUAUAAUCUGCAAUUUUAUGGAAAUCCAUCAGCACUGAGGCCAUUAUUAAACUUUGCUGCCUACCUUAAAAUAUCUUCAUAUGACAAUAAGACACUGACCACAGAAGAAAGAAGGAAUAAUGUGACUGUUUCUGUACAAACUUCUUAUUUAAUCCGGUACUCUGAUGUGGACAAUUCUAGUUUGCCAAUAGUGGACCAUGAAUCCAUUAUCAUCAGUUACACCAUUCCAGAAAAUGGGAUUAUAAUGGUAGACCUCCCUAUUAUGAGCAAAGCAACAUAUUUCAACAUUAAGGCAGAAUUCAUGGGCUACACGCAGUAUUUGUAUGUCAGUGCAUUUUACUCUCCUAGCAAAUCUUAUAUCCAGAUACAGAAGCCCAGUUCAACCCCUAAGGUUGGAACUCCUUUUCAGCUUACAGUGGAAAGCAAUGAACUGAUAAAGGAGCUAUAUUAUAUGGUCGUGUCUAGAGGACAACUGGUCGCGGUGGGGAAAGAGGUCUCGGCUUCGUUUCUGGUAACUCCCACAGAGUCCUGGUCUCCUGCUGCCUGCAUGGUAGUGUACUACGUUCGAGAUGAUGGGGAGGUGGUCAAUGACUUCCUAGAGUUAUCCAUUAGUAACGUCUUUAAAAACAAGGUCUCACUCUCUUGGAGUAAAACUCAAGUCAAGCCCUCUGAGUCUGUCUCUCUUGGGGUUACUGUAACAGAGCCCAUGUCUUUAGUUGGGAUUUUAGUUGUUGAGAAAAGUGCACAGCUUCUUCAAAAUGGAAAUGACAUCACAGGGGAUAUGUUUCAGGUGACCAAAGAACAAGCUAGAUAUACUGAGGGUAACAUCUAUUUCUAUCAACUUCCAUCAGAUCCUCUGUCUGUUUUUCAGAAAUGUGACCUGUUGGUGAUGACAGAUGCUGAAAUUCAAAAUUAUCUACCCCAAUGGUAUGAAGAAAAACGUGUAAUAGAACCAGACAGAUCAAGUAAGCCACAAGUCAGAACCUACUUUUCAAAGACCUGGAUCUGGUUGGACACCAAUACAAGCGCCUCAACGAAUGCAACUCUUAACGUGAUUGUGCCUGAUAGCGUCACGUCCUGGGUUGCCAGUGCUUUUGUCAUCUCCGAGGGUCUUGGGCUGGGAUUGACCAGCUCUCCUGCAGAGCUGAAGGUUUUUCAGCCCUUGUUCUUGACUCUGAAUCUUCCAUACUCAGUUAUCAGAGGAGAACAGUUUGUCCUGGAAGUAACCAUCGUUAACUACCUGAACCAAGCUCUUGAGGCAAUGGUGACCGUCAACAAAAGUGAUGACUUUGAGUUCAUUGUUUCUGGGAACAGCACUAAUACAGUGGAGCACAAGCGGAACGUGUCUGUGCCCAGUCAAGAUGGCACCACAGUUCUCGUCCCCAUUAAACCCAAGCAGCUUGGAGUGAUUACAAUCACUGUGACCGCCACGUCACCUGCUGCUUCUCAUGCAGUCAAUCAGACAGUUUUAGUGAAGGCCGAAGGAAUUGAACAGUCCUUUUCUCAGUCUUUGCUUUUGGAUCUAGUUGGAAAUGGGCAGCAAACUGUGUCCAAAGAUGUAAACUUUACUUUCCCUGCAGGUGUAGUGAAUGGCAGUGAAAGAGCUUAUGUAACUCUUGUUGGGGAUCUCAUGGGUCCAUCUGUCUCUGGUCUUGAGUCACUUAUCAAGCUGCCCUGUGGAUGUGGAGAACAGAACAUGAUCUACUUUGCUCCUGAUAUUUAUAUUCUUCAGUAUUUAAUUAAGACAAAACAAAUAAAGGAGGAUAUUAAGACCAAAGCCAUAUCCUUUAUGACUGAAGGAUAUCAACGAGAACUGACCUACCAGAGAAAGGAUGGCUCUUUUAGUGCUUUUGGUGAUGAUGAUUCUUCUGGAAGUACUUGGUUGUCUGCCUUUGUGCUCAGAUGCUUCCUGCAAGCCCGUCAGUUCAUCUAUAUUGACCCAACAGUGCUAUCCAGAACAAUAAUGUGGAUUGUACCCCAGCAGAAUCCUACUGGGGAGUUCAGAGAGCCAGGGAGGGUCAUUCACUCUGAGCUGCAGGGAGGACAGAACGGUCCACUGUCUCUUACUGCUUAUGUAUUAAUGGCGCUCUUAGAAGAUGAGACAUACAAGAGCUAUUAUCAGAGUGCAGUGUUAAGAGCUGUGUCAUUCUUGGAGAAUAGGCUUGCAGAGGGAAUCUCCAAGAACUACACUCUGUCUCUGGUGACGUAUGCUUUGUCUCUGGCAAACAGUACUCUUGCAAAGACUGCCCUGGAUGAGCUGAACAGGAGAGCAGAAAAGGAUGGUGGCUUGAUGUUCUGGUCCAGUCCCAAGGUGGGUGGAUCCAGCUGGUGGCAGCCUCGCUCCACAGAUAUAGAGCUGGCUUCCUAUGCACUGCUGUCUCAUAUGGAACAGAAGCGGCUUGCCGAGGGAAUCCCUGUCAUGAAAUGGCUGAGCCAGCAGAGGAACCACUUAGGAGGAUACUCGUCUACUCAGGACACAGUAGUAGCUCUACAGGCGUUGUCGGGAUUUGCAGCUCUCUCUAGCUCACAAGAUGUGGGGCUUACGGUUACAGUCAGUGGAGUGAGCCUUACACUUCCAACCGUAUUCCACAUUGAUUCAACAAACCUUUUACUGCUUCAGGAGCAGCAGAUUCAAGUACAGCAAUCAAUGUCAGUUAAUGUGAAGGCAGUAGGAAAUGGAUUUGCCAUAUUUCAGCUUAAUGUGUUCUACAACGUGAAGAAUACAUUUUCAAGGAGACGCAGAGAUGCAGGAAAUCAUGAAGGGUUUGAUUUGAGUGUUGCCGUUAUUGACAACGUGAAUGACCUCAAUCAUGUGUCUUUGCACAUAUGCACAAGACUCUUGGAAAAUCAGAAUAUGUCACAAAGUGGAAUGGUUUUAAUGGAAGUGGGCUUGCUAAGUGGUUUUAUUCUUGUAGAAGAGGGAAUUGCAACAAAUCAAAUGAUCAAAAAAGUAGAAUCUGGUUCUGGAAAAGUGUUCCUGUACUUGGAUUCCCUGAAUACAUCCCAGGUUUGUCUUGAUAUCCCAACUAUAAGAGACUCUAAAAUCUCCAAUGCCCAAGAUGCUGUGGUGCUGAUAUAUGAUUACUACGAGCCUAGCAGGAUGGCUGUCAGCACUUACCGCUCUGAAGUAAUGCAGAGCAUAUCUUCAUGUGAUUUCUGUGGAAAGGACUGUAAUCUGUGCAGGUCGACUGUAAAGAGUGAUAAUGUCACCACAGCUGAUUCUUCAGCGGUUCCCAUACAUCACACUGGUAUCGUCACCAGUAUAUUUGCAGGUUUCUUAAUUCACUUGGGCUUGUUUUGUUUUUAAUUGAACACAUUUAGUAUAAUAGAUUUUAGCCAAUAAGACACCAUUUGUAUAUUGGAUAUAAUCAUCAGACAACUCAGUUUACAGGAUGAGCCAAGUCUGUAAAUUACUAGGAAAGGGAAUCAUCUCAUCUCUUGAUAAAUAAGAACAAUGAGCCAUCUAAAAUACCAUUUUACUGAUUUCUUUGGUGAGGGCUGUCAGUUUUAAACUUGAACAUUUGUUUUUUAGAAUGAGGUUUAUGUGAAAAUGAUUAACAAUAAUGUAUUUUUUUUUUUUGUAAUACAAGACUAUUUUACUUCUAUAGGCAAUGUCUGUUUGCAAUUUUAGACAGGUUGAAAUUGGGUAUGUAAACUUUUUUUUUUUUAAUGCAAAACAUAAA